AUGGGACAAGUGGGCAACAAGGAAUCUGAUGGUUCUGAGAGUUGUUCUGAACAAACAUCGGCACCUGACGGUGGUGUAACACAUGCACCCAGUCAUUUGGAUGAUCCAUCUGAGACAAGCUUUACAGAACUUCAUAUAGUUCCAUGUAAUCUGUCCGCACAGUUUACUGAUAUACAAGUUAGCGAGAAAGCUCCCGUGGAACAAAGUGAAGAAGAGGAGUUAAGCAGCAAUACAGAAGUGAAGAGUAUUCAACAUGACGUCGACAUAAAAGAAAUGAAGCAGCAUGAUUAUCAAAGUUCAUCUCAGCAACCGAACUCUGGCGCUGAAGACGUUAGCUCCGAUCAGCCUUUCUUAGAGUUGCAAGGCAUGGGUGCUGCUCACCAGAAUCCUGAUGAACUGGUGCCUGAGCCAGAAAUUUGCGAGCCCAUGGUAAAGGAGGCUGCUGCAGAACACGGUAGGCAAGCAAAUGAGGACCUUUGCGCUUCGAAGCCUCGCGAAAACAUGAAGAAGACGUCAAGGAGGAGGCUGCUGCCUGUGUCGGCCAUGAUGCUCAAGGAGUUCACCGGCCCUGCCAUUGGUUUGGACGGAGGAGGCGCCAAGGCAUCGUCGGGUGAGCAGUCGGCGAUGGCUGCUGGGCGAUCGGACGCACUCAUCCGGCUCCUCAAAGCAAAAGCCCCGCCCAUGAGGCAUCGCCGGGGCUAG
Molecule: messenger RNA, 702 nt
Organism: Triticum turgidum subsp. durum (durum wheat)
Lineage: Eukaryota; Viridiplantae; Streptophyta; Magnoliopsida; Poales; Poaceae
Source: the annotation of a GenBank genome assembly